AUGUUCCGCCCCCAGCCCGGCCUUGGUCGCGAAAAGGAAAACACCCCGGCGCAGCUCGCCAAAUCGUCGGCGCUGCUGCAAAAACAGGCCUUCCAGACUCCUCGGCUUCCCUAUCCAGCGCUCAAAGCAUUGAACUCAAAGUUCAACACCCAGCAGAAGCAGCAGCUCGCCAACUCGGGACUCAAGCCUCACAAGGAAAACAUCAAGCUGCUCAACUCGGUGCUCAAGUCGAGCUACGCAUCCGGCCUGGACGAGACCUCCAAAGGAAACACUGGAACCCCGCUGCGUCCCAUCAACGUCAAUACCCAGGACUAUGAAAAAUCCGAGAAGCGAAAGGCCUUUCUUCAGAGCUCGGCCUCCGCCAAGAAGAAGAAAGCCAAGGCUGAGCCCACCGUCGAUCCUGCCGAGCUGCGCGCUAAGGAGAUUGCUGUUCCCGCCGAGAAUGUGCAGGCCGAAUCAGCAGAGGUCCUUGCCCUCGAUAGUGACGACCUGCCAGAGAUCGAAUAUCAGCCUCCAAGCGCUUCGUGCCUCGAUGUCUUCAAACCCGAGUUUGAUACAAUCGACUUUGACGAUCUGAUCAAGGCGCAUGUCGCCACCAUUCCCACCAUACUGAACACGGAGCCGCUGGACGCUCUGGGGUCUGUCAUCAAAUUCGACUUCGAGCCUGAGUCUGAGCCACUCGGUGCUCAAGCUCAGUACUGCGAUGCAGAAGACUCACUUUCGCCACUGCAAGAGCUUGAACCAUUGCCAGACGAUGCCGCACCCCUGUUCGAUCUUGCUGUAGUUAGCGCAGUCGAGCCGCAACCCAGGAGCAAAUCCAGUUCAGCGCGGGUCCGAUAUACAUCCCUAAUUCCACGACCAAGUCGGCUCCUCAAGAAGACCAAACGAAUGGACUGAUAUUUGUCGAUAGCGGCAGUGCCGAAACCUCGACAAGAAAGCAGUGACGAAUGAGCGUGCGUGCGAUCGACGACAGGACUGAGCGCUGACAGGGCCGCCGAGUCCGGAUCUCGGCGUCGAUCUGCUCGAUCCGAAUGGGUGCAGGUUUUUUGGAUGAAUGUUAUGAGUGAUGGUUCUGGUCUCGCUGUCGGAAGCUUCUUCAAGCCGUGCUGCGUUCCCAGCGCACAAGGUGGAGAUUCGAAGGGUAUCCAUGUUCGUUUGCUGGGGUCACAAGGACCUUCGUCUUGUGCCUGGACUUGGAGUUGCAGCAAUAGACUGGUUCUCAGUCUGUGCAGAAAAU
Messenger RNA from Polychytrium aggregatum, 1237 nucleotides. RefSeq lists its product as uncharacterized. The record is from RefSeq and is a predicted model, not a curated record. Lineage: Eukaryota; Fungi; Chytridiomycota; Chytridiomycetes; Polychytriales. Bases 1 to 897 code for a protein of 298 amino acids. The transcript has 4 exons.